AUGCCUGCCCCCCAGCCGAUAGCAUCGCCUCCCGGAUAUGCGUUUCCGUACCAGAACCUGAAGCGUCGCCUGACGCGGCCUGACAAGGUCCCUCUCGUUCUUGUUGCUUGCGGGAGCUUCUCCCCGGUAACGACGCUGCACUUGCAAAUGUUUGAAUUUGCGGAGAAAUAUGUAAAACAGAGCGAUCCCGGCUUCGAAAUCGUUGGCAACUACAUGUCGCCCUGCUCCGACGCAUAUCAAAAGUCAUCAUUAGCGCCGGCCCACCACCGGAUACAAAUGUGCAGCCUCGCUGUCGACACGGAUACGAAAGUGACAAUCACAAUCGAUCCUUGGGAGACGGUCCGCGUUGAUGAAUCCGGCAAGCCUCUGUACAGCCCGACGGUUGACGUGCUCCGUCAUUUCGACCACGAGAUAAACAACGUGCUCGGCGGCAUUGAGACCCUGGACGGAACGUUUACGACGGCGCGCAUUAUGCUGCUCAUCGGCGCCGACCUAGCUGCCACAAUGGCAGACCCCAAGCUAUGGGAUCCCGCUGAUAUUGAGGUAUUGCUGGGCUAUUAUGGAGCUUUUGUUGUUGAGAGGCCUGCUCAAUGCAGAACCCAAGAUGCCAUAGAGCCUCUCGAGAAAUACAACGCCAAGAUCUGGGUCGUUCCGACAAUUAUCAACGAAGUCUCGUCAACUCGCGUCCGUGCUCAGAUACAGAACGGAGAGAGAGUGGAAGACAUUCCGGAUUCCGUCUACAAAUACAUCAAGUUGCAUCACCUAUACCAGAAAGAGCCCAUGGCCAACGGCAGACACGCCGAAAUCACCAAUGGGAAUUAA
Trichoderma harzianum CBS 226.95 is the source of this 822-nucleotide messenger RNA. RefSeq lists its product as hypothetical. Gene Ontology annotation, molecular function: nicotinamide-nucleotide adenylyltransferase activity; nicotinate-nucleotide adenylyltransferase activity. The transcript is spliced from 5 exons. Lineage: Eukaryota; Fungi; Ascomycota; Sordariomycetes; Hypocreales; Hypocreaceae. Bases 1 to 822 code for a protein of 273 amino acids. Gene Ontology annotation, biological process: NAD+ biosynthetic process. The record is from RefSeq and is a predicted model, not a curated record.